AUGCAAAUAACAAUUUCAUUUCGUGGAAAAACUCAAAAACCUCCUGUUAAAAUUGACCUUCCAGAAGACCCAAUAGUCGAUGACUUGAAAAAAGCAAUAUAUAAAAAAAUACCAAAAUAUUAUCCUGACCGUCAACGCUUGACUUUUAAUGAAAAGGUUUUGCAAGAGGGUAAAACUCUGAAUGAAUAUGAUAUAAAGAAUGGCGAUACCGUUGCGUUCAAAGACUUAGGUCCACAAAUAAGUUGGAAAACGGUAUUUCUAAUUGAAUAUUUCGGUCCUCUCGUCAUUCAUCCAAUAUUUUAUUAUUUUAAAUCUCAAAUCUAUGCCGAGGAUUUUGAACAUAGCAAAAUGCAAGAAUUUACAUUUUACAUGAUUAUGGCCCAUUUUGCAAAACGCGAACUAGAAACUCUCUUUGUUCAUCGUUUCUCACACGGCACUAUGCCUUUCAAGAAUGUGUUUAAAAAUUCUUUUCAUUAUCACGCUUUGAGUGGUGCAAAUCUGGCAUACUGGGUUUAUGGUCCUUGGAAUGCAUCAGGAACUUCGGGUGGUGAACGCAAUGAAUGGUAUAUCUGGGCUUGCGUAGCACUUUUUGUGUAUGCACAAAUUUCUAAUUUUAGUACUCAUAUCACGCUUCGAAACCUUCGUCCGCCGGGCACUCGUGUUCGCAAAAUUCCCUACGGGUAUGGGUUUGGAUUAGUCUCCUGUCCCAAUUAUUUCUUUGAGAUUGUCGCCUGGUUUAGUAUCUGUGUCUUGACCAAUUCAUUGGCAGCAUGGCUUUUUAUCGUUGCUGGAUUUUAUCAAAUGUAUCUAUGGGCUAUCAAAAAACAUAAGGCUUAUCGCAAAGAAUUCAAAGAUUAUCCAAAAGAUAGAAAAGCUAUGAUCCCAUUUAUAGCUUAA
Dentiscutata heterogama is the source of this 897-nucleotide messenger RNA. The record is from the annotation of a GenBank genome assembly. Lineage: Eukaryota; Fungi; Glomeromycota; Glomeromycetes; Diversisporales; Gigasporaceae.